UAUAAAUACAAACACGAAGUUCCACAAAUAACUAUUUCAGCACAUUCGCUUCAACAUGAGUAAACAAGAACUCUACGACAGAGACCACGCCCAGGACUCUCAAUUCGCCAAGGCCUUACAUGGUGACAGUUACAAGAAGACCGGGUUAAGUGCUUUGGUCGCCAAAGCCAAAAACGCUAGUGAAGUCGCUAACGAAGGAUAUUUCAAGCACUGGGAUGGUGGUGUCUCCAAAGACGAUGAGGAAAAGAGAUUAAACGACUACAACCGGUUGACCCACCACUACUACAAUUUAGUGACCGACUUUUACGAGUACGGAUGGGGAUCCUCGUUCCACUUUUCCAGAUACUACCAAGGAGAAGCCUUUAGACAAGCUACCGCCAGACACGAACAUUACUUGGCCCAUAAAAUGAAUAUUCACGAAAACAUGAAGGUGUUGGAUGUUGGAUGUGGGGUCGGAGGUCCUGCCCGAGAAAUCUGCAGAUUUACUGGAUGUUCGAUUGUUGGAUUGAACAACAAUGAUUACCAAAUCGAAAGAGCUAACCACUAUUCCGAAAAAUACGGCUUGUCCGACAAGUUGUCCUUUGUCAAGGGUGACUUUAUGCAGAUGGAAUUCGAACCCGAAACGUUUGAUGCCGUAUAUGCCAUUGAAGCCACUGUCCAUGCUCCUAAGUUAGAAGGAGUUUACGGAGAAAUCUACAAGGUUUUGAAACCAGGUGGAACCUUCGGUGUGUACGAGUGGGUCAUGACCGACAAAUACGAUGAGACCAAUGAGGAGCACCGGAAAAUCGCUUACGGGAUCGAAGUUGGUGACGGAAUCCCUAAGAUGUACAAAAACGAAGUUGCUCGCGAAGCCUUGAAGACGGUUGGGUUUGAAAUCCAAUACGAAAAGGACUUGGCCGACCAAGAUGACGAAAUCCCAUGGUACUACCCAUUGGCUGGAGAGUUCAAGUACGUACAGCAAUUGAGCGACUACCUUGCGGUUUUCAGAACCUCGAGAAUCGGUAGAUUGAUCACCACCGAAUCGGUUGGGUUGAUGGAAAAACUCGGAUUGGCUCCAAAGGGUUCCAAACAAGUGACCGUUGCUUUGGAGGAUGCUGCUGUGAACUUGGUGGCUGGAGGUAAGCAGAAGUUAUUCACACCCAUGAUGUUGUACGUGUGUAAGAAGCCAUUGGAUGCCAAGUAGACUAGUAAUAUAUAAAGUUUAUUU
This is a messenger RNA of Yamadazyma tenuis ATCC 10573, 1207 nucleotides long. It is a transcript of the gene ERG6, whose product is annotated as sterol 24-C-methyltransferase. Gene Ontology annotation, cellular component: endoplasmic reticulum. The record is from RefSeq and is a predicted model, not a curated record. Gene Ontology annotation, biological process: ergosterol biosynthetic process. Gene Ontology annotation, molecular function: sterol 24-C-methyltransferase activity. Lineage: Eukaryota; Fungi; Ascomycota; Pichiomycetes; Serinales; Debaryomycetaceae.